UGAGGCAAGUUUCGUACGUCGGUCGUUUAUACUAUCGAUUUUUUGAGUGAAGUCUAGUGUUCGUGUCCUUUUCCUUUAGUUUUGUGACGUUGGAUAAGAAAAUAUCUGUGAAUGGGAUUGUGUAAUAAGUUAAAACGUAUUAUUGGUGUGUGAUUUUCUGUAAAGGAUGACGAAGGACAGGUUAGCUGCGCUGCAAGCGGCGCAAAGUGAUGAUGACGACGUCGGGCCUGACGAUGUCAACGUGCCGGUCGAGGCGGGGUACAUGGACGAGUUCUUCAGUGAGGUGGAAGAAAUACGAGAGAUGAUAGACAAGAUUCAGGCCAACGUCGAGGAAGUGAAGAAAAAGCACAGUGCCAUACUGUCGGCGCCUCAAUCAGAUGAAAAAACAAAGCACGAGUUAGAAGAUCUUAUGGCCGAUAUCAAGAAAACUGCCAACAAAGUGAGAGGAAAAUUAAAACACAUAGAGCAGAACAUCGAACAAGAGGAGCACUCAAACAAAUCGUCAGCGGAUCUCAGGAUAAGAAAGACGCAGCACUCGACGCUGUCGCGCAAGUUCGUCGAGGUGAUGACGGAGUACAACCGCACGCAGACCGACUACCGGGACCGCUGCAAGAACAGGAUACUGCGGCAGUUGGAGAUCACCGGGCGCGCCACCACCGACGACGAGCUCGAGGCUAUGCUGGAGCAGGACAAUCCGGCAGUCUUCACUCAGGGGAUAAUAAUGGAGACGCAGCAGGCCAAGCAGACGCUGGCAGACAUCGAGGCUCGGCACGCGGACAUCAUCAAGCUGGAGACGUCCAUCCGGGAACUGCACGACAUGUUCAUGGACAUGGCGAUGCUCGUCGAGAGUCAGGGUGAGAUGAUCGACCGCAUUGAGUAUCAUGUAGAGCACGCUGUUGACUAUGUCCAAACUGCCACACAAGACACAAAGAAGGCACUCAAAUAUCAGAGCAAAGCUCGGCGGAAGAAGAUAAUGAUCCUUGUGUGCCUGCUGAUACUGGGGCUCGUGGUCGUCGGCUACGUGUCCAGUAUGUUCGCCUGAGAGGCGUCCGUCGCCCACGGUAUGCUCAAGGCUGGUAAUGGAGGAUGUUGCGCAUAAUUGGCGCGCGUGCUACAUCCGGCAUCCAUCAGUGUGCAGAAUUAUUUUGCGUUGUCUUUCAUGAACUUCUGUUUGUAAUCGCUCAUUGUCUCCCUCGGGAAUUGUUUAGCUAUAACAUGUUACGUAUAAUCUGUACUCACAUUAAUAAUAGUUAUUAUGAUGCAUUGCGUCAUCAAUGUUGUUUAAUUUUAACUCCCGUUUGGAUAUUAUUAUGUACUAUAUGAAUCACCAUUAGGGAAACGCACACAUAUUAUUAUUGUAAUCACAACAUUAUUUGAUUAUAAUCAACAAUUAUUAUAAUAAUAUUAGACAGCCAUAUUACUUUUCAGAGUCGAUUGUUGUUCUAAGAUUAUUAUUUCUUGUCAAUAAUGAGGGUAGUAUGAAAUUAUUUGGCAUUUGCUUAGUUGUAUUAAUAUUCAUAUGUAUUUGAAUUAUGUUUGUAUUAAAAUGCUUUGUAUCGUAGCUCCUUCAUACAAUGUUCUAACGUAGCAAUAUAGUAAUUUUCAAUAUAACGUGUGUUCCUUAAUUAAAAUCAAAUUCGUUAUCACACCAGUAAAGCUUCCUUCGAGAUAUCAUUAGAAGUUUAGAUACGAGACCGUAAUGUGAUGGAUCGCAUUGGUGUCCGUUCAUCAUAUAGGUGAAUAGUAUUAUGAGAAAGUUGAUUGAUAUUAUCCAACGUUUGUAAGCGAUAGGUCGGUUCGGAAUGUUAUGAGGCAUGGUUUGAAUGAAAUAUUGUGCAUCUUUUGUACGAGUAUCAUUGAGUCAUACAAGUGACAACAGAUUUAAUAUUUUCACCAGAGUAUCUAAUCAGUCACACUGUCACCAUAGGAAAGCAUUAGGAUAUGGACAACAAUUUUCGACCUCAAUGCAGCUUACGCCUUAUUUAAUACUGUAGCAUAAAUAAGGGAAAUAUUUUAGGCAAAGUGUUGUAACACUUUGUGAAAUAACAUUCUGAUCUGACGGACACACAAUCAUAAUAAUAUAUAAUCCGCGCGGGAUGAGGCGAGCCCUACUGUCGUCAAAACUAGCUCGCGAAACUAGAUGCAAUGACAGAAAAUUUUUUUUUUUUUAAUCAUUUUAAACACUUAAUUUGGUACAAUAUUAUUCAUGAUGGCGCGCGGGUUAUAUAACUAUUUUUUGAACGUGUUAUAUAUUUGUGUGUAUAUCCUGUCCUUGAUGAUUUGAGUACUUUGUAACGAAGCGGCACAGCAUACUCCGUUCAGGGUUGUGUCGUGUGCACUGAACGCCUAUAGCACAAUACAGUAAUAGAACAGUACUUUGACGUCAUACUAGAGAACACGAAUCGACGCAUACACACGAUUUACACGGCCGCUACGCAAUCUUGAAGAUAAAACUAUUGAGUAGCUACGCCGUAGUAGCCUGACCGAGUUGACCGAGUUAAAUUAGCUACGUCGCUCCGCCCAGACGCAGUAUAUUAUUUCAAAGAGACCGUUGAAUUACGAUACUGUUCUAUUACUUGUAUUGUGUCUCCAGACUGAUGCUGAUACAUGAUAAACAAGCUUAUAUGUACGUGUCAGUGUCUGGUUCGGAUGAUGAGUGUCGAGUAGUAAUUAGCCAUGCCUCGGUGUUCGAUACCGGUGUAGAGUAUACAGUGUAUCUCGGUGUCUGGUCACUAAUCAUACCGCGUACCUGAUAUCGGUGUGUAUCAUAUUAUCGUGUUUACUCAUCCCCGGUAUCCGAUACCGGCAUCGUCCACCUUGUAACCACCGGGCGCCGGCGUCCGGUACUCGAUGACGGAACACGCUGAUGUCGCGUCGAUCGCCGUCGUCGUUGAACUAGCAAUAAUGUUCAAUACAAUUUAUAAAAUUGUUUUAAACUUUCGAAUGUGUGAUAGUAGAUGCAGUUGUUGUUUAGUUAAUCUUAAAAUUUAAUGAUAAUUAUAAUUGUUAUUGUGUAGAGUAUAUUAUGACGUGCGGCAAGUUUUCACAAUCGGAUCGCAGUUUCUCGGCGCUUUCAAAAACAAUUUAGCUGUAGUUGGAAUGCCGAGCGGUGGGAUUGGGAAAAGAAAUUAUUUUUGUUUCCUCCUGUAUUUAAUAUUGAUCUUUGUUGUACAGAUCGACGAUAAACUAGACAUUGUAGCUAGGGUAAUUUUAAAUAAAUUGUCAUAUUAAUCGCUUACAGCAUUCUAACAUUACAGAGUUACACUUUGAGUUAUGAAGCCCAUCUAAUGACAGAAAGUGUUGAAUAAUGCAUGUCGAUUUAUAACGGCACUAAAAGACGAGGAGCGACUGGACGGUUUGGCAUCGCUUUCUGAAUCCACUGUAAAUGAAAGCAAUGUUAAUUUUAACAAAUACUAUAUCGUAAAUUAGUGAGUUUUAAAUUAAUGUAGGAUUUCCUAUAGUUGCCUUUGGGAUAGUAAGGAAAAUUGAUAUAUAAAAAUUACUUUUUCUCGUUAGAAUCACGCGAGGUCAUUUAUAUGUUUUAUUUUCACUUGCCCGUCAAUUGUCUCGCUUGUGUUUGGCAACACUAGCGGCCGUCGCGGCGGCCAUCUUGUUCGCCACAAGCAUUUUGUAACAUUUACUGUGUACGUGUAUACUUCAUCGCGCUGUCACUUGCUAGUUGCCUAUUUCAUUGUCUUUAGGGUGUAAGUAAACUUUAUAUGACACCAAUUAUAUACGUUUAUAGGGAAAGAUGUGCUGUGUCGUCGCGAACGCGUGCGAGCAUUUGCCAUGCAGCGCUCGGCUCGAGAUUAUCGCACAAGUGUAUCUCAAACGCGCGUCAACGGUCAGUCGAUCGUUUUAGAAUCGCGUUUAUUAUAUUAGUAUAGGCAAUAAUGUUCUAGUCAGCUUUCAAUGAUCUCUUGUUGACUUAUAAUUCUAAUAUUAUAUAAUAUUUCGAGCGUUUUCCGUUCUUAGUGUCUACUGUAAGCGGCGUUAUCGUGUUCACUAGUAGUUUUUUCUAUAUCAAUUUAUGGCUGAAGUGAAGUCCCCAAAAUAUAACUCAUGGCGUGCCUUUCACACCUUUUGACGGGCGUCAAAAGAUGGCGCUUUUAAGUAGAUUUUACAUUAAAAUGAGUUGGAUGAAUAAUUUUGAAAUGAUAUCAGUCUUAUAUGGCUCAAUAUCCUUCAAUUUCAAUAGAUAUCUAAGAGCUGUAGUCGGGGAAAAAUCUUAAUAAGUAGGUAAAAUUACUUCAGCCAUGGCCCAUGCUAUAUCGGAAACGGUCAAGAUUGUACAUGGAUAUUUAUAUCAUAAUUAUUAAAAGAAAGUAUUAUCAAAACUACUUAUCAAUAGUAUGCAUAUUGUUACCAAUUGCUGAUUUUGUAAUAUAAACACUAUUAGUAUAGUUAAAUAUAUACUUAUGUGUCAAUUCUUAUAGCAUUUUAUUACAUUAACAGAUAAUAGCUUGUAAGUGUUAAAGUAAUAUUGUUUUAAUAACGUAAUUUAUUUCAUUUCAUACAUAUUUACCUGUUUUACCGGGUCCACAUAUAGCGAAUGACGGCGAACGAAAGAGAACGAGUUAGUUUGGCGGGGCUUUGGGCGAGAAGAGGGACAUUUCGAUAACAUUCGAUCGCCGCCGUUCAUUGUCCGUGGUUAAGGCCUUAUAUAAUACAAAUUACAAAUUGGGCCGUUUAUUUAAUAUUAUUUUUCUAGAAACCUGCCUCGUAUGCAUUUAUUCAGUUUAGCUUCCAGAACAUUUGCCGUUUGUUAUUCCUGUAAGUAUUACCCUGCUUUGUGAAUUUAUUGACAACGAAAAUCGAUAUUGUAUUUUAGGAUUACUUCCAAAAAGUUUAACAUACCCGCAUAGACAAUACAUACCAUAGACAUGUUCGUGACAUAGUUCAUUUCGAACUAUAAUUAAAGUCGUUUGCAUAUUUAAAAUAUUUUUCGUAAAAUUGAACUCGUAUCAAUUAGUUAUCUAUUUCUACUUUCAUGUAUAUUAAGGUCCUCUUCACCUCAUUUUGCAUAACUUAUAGCAAUAUUAUGCAUUGAUGUAUUUAAAGUAGGUGGUUUAUAAUAAUAUAUUACAAUAAAGUUAAACUUUCAUUAGCUAAGACGAAUAUAUGUUGUAUGAUUAUAUUGUUACAAAUGAUUUACGAGCUUUGAGUUUUUAUGUCUGAUAUCAAUUGUAUAACUGUCAACUGUGCUAGGCUCGCUAGACUAUAUAAACGUAGAAAUUAUAUAGUUUUAUUUCUAGAUAAUGUAUGGCGUUAUUUCUAUCCUUACUGUGGGUUACUAGAAUUUGAUGACAAAUGGGAAUGAUAUUAAAUUGAUGGCAACACCACUUCUAAUAGUCAGUGUCAUUUUUUUCCCUCUGUUAAUGGUAUCAAUAUAACUUUCGUAUUCAAUACACCGUUUUUCAUUUGAUUUUUGGUUUUAUUAUCUGGUCAGGAGGCGCAUUCGGUAAUACAUCAAUCGAACGAAUAUCACCCAAGGUUGACUUGCAUCUCAGAUAAACGAAUAAUGUAAUCGAUAUAUCGAUAUCGAGUCCACACUAGACCAAUAUCUCGGUCAAAAUGUUUGAGUUUGAAAACAGUUCAUAUCAUAACCGCACCAGAAAGCGUUGACAUUAGAGAAUACGAAUUUGAUAAUAUCAGCGCUGAAUCCGCUUUAAGAGACUCGAAAUUGUCUUACCGAAUGCACCUACAGUUAGUUGGUCAAGAAUGAUUAUGUCUAUGCCCACAACUUGUCAUGUCAGAGACAAGUAAUACGUCUUCAUGAUCGGUUUUCACUCUUGACUGUGUUUCUGAUCAUUGAGAUUUUGCUGAUGUUAUGUCGGUGUAUCUCUUGGAGAAACGUAAAACAGCGUUAUUGGCGAGAUUUUUGGUUGUUAAUAUAACAUUCGAAUUGGCAAAACUUACUAUCAUUAUUCCAUUAUUUAUUUUUAAAUGCAUUGUUUAUUUAUAUUCAUUUAUUGAUACAUGAUCAUUAUCACGUUUCUCGUUAUAUUCUGGCACACCCAGCUGUAAGUCAGCUUUUCAACUGCAAUAAUUAUUAAGAUUUACAAGAAAGAUGUUAGUAGAUAUAUUUACUGCCGUUCAAUUUAAUUUUCUUGUGCUGUUGUUGCCAGUUUUGAAAUAUUGCCUAAGGUACCUACAUCACAUGCCAUAUAGAUAUCUAAUUAUCAAUCUAAAAAGUGUUAUGUACUUAGAUAUGGUUAUUUAUUGUAUAUUCUAUGACGUGAAAAUUCCGAUCAGACAUUGUGUAAUUCUAAUUACUUAGAUUGUGUUUUCUAGUAAUAUAUUCUGUAUGUAGGUUAUCAAUCUGAAAUUCUCUUAUAAUUAUAAAAUAAACGGUGUUUUCUGCUGUAAA
This is a messenger RNA of Leptidea sinapis, 6370 nucleotides long. It is a transcript of the gene Syx1A, whose product is annotated as syntaxin-1A. The coding region runs from base 167 to 1042 and encodes 291 amino acids. Gene Ontology annotation, cellular component: SNARE complex; synaptic vesicle; endomembrane system. NCBI's taxonomy places the organism in Eukaryota, Metazoa, Arthropoda, Insecta, Lepidoptera, Pieridae. The record is from RefSeq and is a predicted model, not a curated record. Gene Ontology annotation, molecular function: SNARE binding; SNAP receptor activity. The transcript has 9 exons. Gene Ontology annotation, biological process: synaptic vesicle fusion to presynaptic active zone membrane; intracellular protein transport; exocytosis.